This is a messenger RNA of Brassica napus (rape), 609 nucleotides long. RefSeq names its product putative BTB/POZ domain-containing protein At2g40450. Gene Ontology annotation, molecular function: protein binding. The record is from RefSeq and is a predicted model, not a curated record. The transcript has 2 exons. The coding region runs from base 1 to 609 and encodes 202 amino acids. Lineage: Eukaryota; Viridiplantae; Streptophyta; Magnoliopsida; Brassicales; Brassicaceae.
AUGGCAACAGACGUUUCCUCGAGUGGAUUUGCAAAAAUCUUAAAACAAAAAUGGCAUACCGAUUUGCUACUCAAGGCAGGAGACAGUAAUGGCUUUGCAGCUAUCUCAGCCCACAAACUUGUUAUUGCGGCAAGAUCUGAGGUAUUCAAGAAGAUGCUGGAAUCAAAAGCGACGAAAGCUUCAUCCGACCAAACGUUAAUUUUCUCAGAGAUGAGACACGAAGAGUUAGAGACUCUAGUUGAGUUCAUGUACAACGAUCACGGAUUAGUUUCUUCUUCAAAACUAAAGAAACAUGUUCGGUCGCUUUAUCUAGCAGCGCAAAGAUACGAGAUUCCUCAUUUAAGGGACUUGUGCAGAAACGAACUUAUAUCGUCUCUCAGUUCUUCCAAUGCACUUGACGUACUUGAGCUCUCGCAGGUUCCUUUGGACAAACCUCUCACCGAUGCUGUUUUGAGUUUUAUCGCAAGGAAUAUAAAUACAUUUUUGGAUUCUUGUGAGUUCAAGAUGUUUGUUGCCAGAAACCCAAAUCUUGCUGUAGAGAUAACUAAGGCUUUUCUGAAUCCGGUUAUGAUCCCAGUCGAAUAUGAGUCUGAUGACGAUGACUACUAA